UAGUGUGUAUAUAUUGUUUGUUUUGUUUUGUGGAGUUUUGUAUGUGUAUCAAAUCAAAAUUCCUCGUACAUGUGUCCUCACACCUGCCAAAUAAAGCUGACUCGGAUUCUUUUAUUCCGCCAAUGCAAAAAAAACACAAUUUCCCAGGUAGCUUUGCGAUUGGAAAAACAAAGAUGGAGAUCCAGCUAUCUCAGGACGUGAUGUGAAUGAAACGUCCAACAGAUGAACGAAAGGACACGCGCAGCCAAUUCACUGCAGACAGCUCACUGCGGGUUAACUACCUAACACCGAAGUGUCUACGUCGGUACAAUUAACAGAUAAAAUGCCUUCUCCUAAAGCUAAAAACCCCGUUCGCGGUGGUGGAAGCCCGGUGCUCGGGAGCUCCAACGGCCGCUACGAGUUCAUGUCACUGACGAAGCCGCUGAACCGGUCCUCGCCGUCGCAUCUCCACCAGCGGCAGGGCUCCGAGCCGGCCACGGCUCGCUUCCGAGCUUCGGAGAGCCCCACUCGGCGCCGGGGCUCCAGCUCCUCCACGGGCUCCGGGAGCGGCCAGGGGCUGCCAGAAGAGGACGGUAUACGGCUCAACCCCUCCUUCAUCCGCGUAGCGCUCAGCUCGCUUCUCGCCAUUGACCUGUGGAUGUCCAAGCGGCUGGGGGUGUGUGCCUGUGAGGACUCUUCCUGGGGCAGUGUUCGCCCGUUAAUGAAACUGAUAGAGAUCUCGGGACAUGGCAUCCCCUGGCUGGCUGGUACCGCCUACUGUAUGUACAAGAGUGACAGUGCCCCAGGACAAGAAGUCAUGCUCAACCUUCUCAUGGGCCUGCUGUUGGACCUGGUCCUGGUCGGCAUUGUUAAGGCGGUGGUGCGUCGGCGUCGGCCAGCACAUAACCGCAUGGACAUGUUUGCCACCUUUUCUGUGGACCGCUACUCUUUCCCAUCAGGCCAUGCCACCCGCGCCGCCAUGUGCGGCCGCUUCCUGCUCGCCCACCUGGUGCUGGCAGCCCCGCUGAGGGUCCUGGUCCUGCUGUGGGCCAGCCUGGUGGGGCUGAGCCGAGUGAUGCUGGGCAGGCACAACGUCACUGACGUGAUGUUUGGCUUCUGGAUGGGCUAUUGCCAGUAUAACCUAGUGGAGAUGUUGUGGCUCUCACCUCAAACCCUGCAAGGGCUGCUGGGACAGUUAGCUUAACAUUAGGGAUUGAAGGAGUACAAAAGAUGGAGGUUUUAAACUUGAUUGUAGGACCACCUGCACACCUUUUUGUCUUUUAGACUGAUACACGUAUAGGAGAAAUUGUCCUUAGACUAGAGACGAGAGCUUUAUCAUACACAGCUUUGUUCUGCUGUUAUCUGACUCUUAGGUUCAAAAGGCUGCUUAUAAUAAAUAGUAUGGGACUUUUAAUCAGAAUAGACCAGGAGACAUUUGUCCAGAUUAGCUGAAGCCCCCUCACUCUCCCUGCCGACCAGAUUCACUGGAAAUGAUUUAGGGCGUUUUCACACCUGCCUUGUUUAGUUCGGUUAAAUCAAACCCCGAAGCGUUUGCUUCCUCUGUGCUGUUUGGACAGGUGUGAACACAGUAAACACUAGGGGUGGGAAAAAUAAUCGAUUCUUAGAUGUGUGUCGUGAUUCUCUCUAGAACGAUUUGAUGCUCGAUUGGGAUACGUUAAUAUUUUUUUUUUAUGUGUUGAUUUUUAUUUAGAAGUUACUGUCUCCAGACAACCAAUCAGAAAAAAGUGACUGCAAGAGAACGGGACAAUGGACAACAACUUAGAGUUUAGGCAAAAGUGCAGAAAAAAACACACAAAAAUGGCCAAAAAAAAAAAGGUUUUGUAUAUACAAUGCGGCUCAUGAGUAUAGGAACCUCUGAAUAAGGUGACUAAAAAGAGGGAUAAAAAAAAAAAAAUCAUCUUUUGGAAAUUGAUCUAAUUGCUUUAAUUUAAAAAUGAGGAAAAAUCCAACCUUUAAGGACACCAGUUUUCUUUGUGAAUGAAAAAUGUGUCGUAAAUAAAUAAAUGUUCUUCCUUAAAAUACAGGGGGCAUACGUAUACACACCCCUAUGUUAAAUUCCCAUAGAGGCAGGUAGACCUUUAUUUAUUCUUAAUAUCUUUUUUAUCUUUAUUUUUAAAGGCCAGUUAUUUCAUGGAUCCAAGAUAAAGUUCUCUUGGCCUUUUGGCAUUAAAUAAACCAUUUUUCCAGAUUCCAGAUCGGCCCAUCUGAGCUUUCAUUUUCUCAAAGGCAGAGCAGGACACCCAGGGCUCGGUUUACACCUAUCACCAGUUCUAGCCACUGGGGGACCAUAGGCAGGCUGGGGGAACUCAUACUAACCAAUGUCAAUAAGAUCUGUACAAAACAAGUUUCUAUGAUAAUCAUAUUUUGUACAUAAUGAAAACGAUGUAAACACUGUGAGUUUUAAAAAGUAAUGGCUUGUUUUUUUUCGCGAAACAUUUGGAAAAGCCCAUAAAUCAUAAAUUCAUACGCGUGAUCAAAUUGGAGGCAUCGAAGGAUUUGACACGGCAUCCUCCUCGCGUUACUUCGACCUCGCAAGCAUUGCAUACUGUAAUUUGCGCGUCUUUUUUUUUUUUCACUGGGAAAAAUGACCAGACAAGUUGCUUCGUCUUUAGCAUGUAAAUCCUGCGCUCCGUCACUAACUCUGUGUGGCAAGAAACAACAACACACACACACACACACACACACACACACACACACACACACACACACAAGAGCUGCUGUGACACACAAUGGCAGCUAGACAGAAACAUCACCCGUUUCCGAUAUUUCGUACAUUCCCAAGUUUGCUUCUUGACCCCCACUCAUUAAAUCUCAGCCCAAGCAGAUUUGGAACUACUAAAUAAUAUAUUUCAUUUUUUUAAUUGGUACUUACAGUCAGAUGAAGAUAUGUGGGUGAAUAACAACCUGUUAGAGACCUGCGGCCCUUUGCUGAAUGUCAUCUCCCACUUUCUUGACUUAAUAUGUCCUAAGAACCCUAUGGAUCAAUUCAAGUGAUGGUUUUGAGAGCUUGCACUGUGAAAACACAACUGAAGCCACCCUCUUUGCACUCGAAUCACUCUCGUCUCACAGAUUUGAAUAUGCUACAUAUUUUCAUUAAGUUAGAACUUUAAAAAAAAGAAUAUGUAACUAGUUACUCACCUCAUUUCUCAUCAGCGCCGUGGCAGUAUGUAGUAAUGACAAGAUACAUGAUUGGAAUAAAUGAAACUACAGUGCAUACAUAUAGGGCGACUUGACACGGCCCGUUUAAAUGUGAGUUCUAUGCUACAUGCUGUCAUCAUAUCUUAGUUUUGUGAAAAUGUAUGUGAAUAUGAAGAAAGCCAUAGUUUCUCAUGUACUAGUCUCGCUUUGCCAGACCUUCCUCCACGGCGCGGCAGAGGGGGGGGGGGUCUGUCCAGUUCACACAGCAUUCCGUGAUGGGUGAAAAACAUGCUCUGGUUUAUUGGCAUCUUUUUAAACCAAUCACAAUCGUCUUGGGUGGAGCCACAGUGCCGCUGCGAAAUCGCCUAGUUAUAGUCCUGCAGAAAACUCAGAUUGGACAAAUAGUCUAGCUAGCUGUCUGGAUUCACCCUGCAGCCCCCCCCCCCCAGCACAAAGAAAGUCCAAGGCAACGGUUUUCUGGCCAAAAUGAGUGAAAUCUGGCGGAUUUUGCGGAGCACUCCCGAAAGUGGAACGUCAAGGUUUUCAGACUACUCAACUAACUCUGACGUGAUAUCACAUGACUCACGUCACAUUUUUAAUUUCAAUUUCCCACUAAUUCUCAGUUAAAGAUUCACAAGAGCAAUCUGGGAAAAGGGAUCAACUAACAGCCAGGUGUUGAACUGUUGAGGACUGGUCUUGAAUCCUAAUGUAAGGUCACGAGCGUGACCCUGUGGGUCAGCGUCGUAUGUUCCUUGCUGACUUUGUCUGGUCGGGCAUUGUAAUUUUCGAAAGCUGCGCUUUUAUUGAUUGAGCCAUAUACACACACUGACACAUUUAAACGCAUAAAUUAAAUGACACCAGCAGUCAAGAUGUUGUGACACAGAGGGCUAGUGUUUGUCAUUCAGCCAUUACAGCAUGUGGUUAGCUGAUCGGUGCCCUGACAGUGUGUUGGCUGUCACACACCUGGCCCAAAUCUGAAGAGAAAAU
Etheostoma spectabile (orangethroat darter) is the source of this 4125-nucleotide messenger RNA. RefSeq names its product phospholipid phosphatase 6 (gene plpp6). Lineage: Eukaryota; Metazoa; Chordata; Actinopteri; Perciformes; Percidae. The record is from RefSeq and is a predicted model, not a curated record. Gene Ontology annotation, molecular function: sphingosine-1-phosphate phosphatase activity.